CUCUUCAUCAUCUGCUGCUACACCGGCCUCUCACAAAACGAAAUCGAAAAAGGAAAAGAAAGGACAACGUUACAUGAAGUAUUACUUCGAACUACAACAAGGCGGAAUAACGAUAAGUGUCAAAACUAAAGGUCGCAGUGCAGUGAUGUCACAGAGUUGAGGACUUUCCCAAACAAUAUGGAGUCUGGAGAGCGGCUGGCCUCCCCUUCCACCACCACAGUCUCCGUACACACCACCCCGUCAUCUUCCUCCUCCUCUUCCUCUUCCUCCUCCUCCUCCUCUUCCACAUCUUCAUCUCCGGCCUCAAAUGCCAAGAACAGCCUGAAUCUUGCAGCUACGGCCUCACUCAGUACCUGUGGUCCGCUGUUUGGGACGGGGAGCGAGCAGCCUUUCAGUGUGAACUCUUUGCCCGGUGCCUUCCCACUAAUGGGCCAUCCAGCCUUUGGCCUGCUCUCCUCUGGCUCAAGCCGCCCGGAGUUCGGAGGCCUGGGAGCACUGGGGGUCUCUGCAGCUCUCUCUGCCCACCCUCAGCUAGGAGCAUUUUCAGAAUGGUGGAGGGCAGCAGACGCACAUGGGCGGAGUCCCGCCGCCUUCUUCCCCCCGUUCCUUGGGCUACCCCCGAUAUUCGCCCCUACAGUACAGAACCACGAGACCAAUCCUUUCCAGUCCAGGAACCACGGCAAAAGCAGCCGGGCAAGCCCAAAAGGCAUGAAUGGCGCUGUGAAUGGAAACGCGGUGUCCUCCUCUACCACUAGAGGGAGCAUUUCCGCUACCCCGUCUUCGACAUUCAGGCCCUCGGAGCAAAACCGGGCCACCAACACGAAACCCCGGGGACAGAAGGCCAGUCACCUCGGUAAUAAUACGGAAGAGAUCCAGGAGAAAUCUUCCCAGAAGACUAAAGAGAAGAAACCUCGUAAGAAGCACGGGGAGGGAUCUGGUGUGAGUGACAGCGAAUCUGGAUCCUCCUUGGAUAGCGAUAGCGAGGGCGUGAGCAGUAGUGACCUGGAUGACCUGGGGGAGGAGGAGGACGAUGACGAUGAAGAUGACGAUGACCAGAGCAAAGAUAGUGAAGAGUCCGAUUCCGAGAAGGAGCGUCAGAAGAAGAAGAAAUUAAAGGUUGUGACUUCAAAUCCUGGGCUCGGUAAGAAGGAAAAGCCCAGGUCUGAUGAGGCCCAAGAGGCCCAAGACCUGAGAGCGAGCCUGCAGCGCAGCACGGGCUCCGAUACCCCAAACUCAGCGCUUUCAGCACGUUCCCCAUCCCCCCCCACCCUGUCUCAAGCCUCCUCCCACCCCAGGGCCAAAGAUAAGGGCCUUCAGCAACACACCAGCGUCAUUCGGUCAGUGGGCCUGGCAGCUAGCGGCAAACCGUUAGCGCUUGUUGCUCACCCGCGCAGAGAGUCCUCUCCAAAACACGUCGCUGCCGCCACCACCACCUCUCCUCAACCUGCGGCAACCUCCCCAAAACCCUGGUCCACCUCUCCCAAGCAACACACGACCAAGCCCCAUCCCUCCUCCCCUCAGCACCUCCCCCUGUCUUUGUGUUCCUCCCCCAAGCCAGUAUCUGUCCCCUCUCCUCCCAAACCCCUGCCUCUCUCCUCUUCUCCCAAACCACCGCCUCUCACUCCCUCCCCGAAAGCGAAGUCUCUGGCCCAAAAAACCCAGGCCCCAGCACUGGAUGUGGUAACCAGCAGGAAGCUUCUGGAAGCCUCACUGUCUCAGAUUAGUGACUUCAGACUGAAGCAGGCCUUCCUCUCUCAAGACCAGGCUUUUCCACUACAGCUGGAAAAGUACCAGGAACUUUACAAGUCCCACAAGAAGGGGGGCGUGCUGUCUUCGUCGUCGACGUCGUCCUCUUCGACGUCGUCAACGUCGUCUCUCGUUCCUCCUAAGCUCACCCAGGAACCCCUCGGUCGGACCAAGCCCCCUCCGACCCCGAGCCUCCCGCCUGGCCUGCUCCUGUCGCACACGCUGCUGGGCCUCUCUCAGCCUAACGGAGUCAUUCAGACCACCGCCCAAGACGCCCCCCUGGCCCUCAUCACCAAACCCCGCGGCGACCUGCCCGUCAACCUCAGCACGGGCAGCAGGAACGCCUCCCGAGGCCCCGCCUCCCAAGGCCCCGCCUCCCAAGGCCCGCCCACUCCCCCGGGCCGGACCCGCGGGCCCAGGAAGAGCAAGACGCCCAAGGCGGCGGUGGAGGCGUGGAAGGGGAUCUCCCAGAACCACCUGGUGCAGUCUCUCGUGGACCUGUUCCGGCGCGGCGCCGAGCCGGACCUGCUGCCCGGGGCCAAAGAGUCCGACGACUCGGCCGAAGACGAGGAUGAGGAGGAUGACGAUGUUGACGACGAAGAGGAUGAGGAUGAAGAGGACACAGAUGACAGUCUGUCAGAGUCAGAAAGUAACUCUGACAGUGAGGUGAACGGUUCACAGGGGAAGAGGAGGAGUCGGGACCCGGUGGAAAUGGACAUAGAGGGUGAGAAAACCCCAGUGAAACUCAACAGGGGCCUGUCUCUCCUAAACGCAUCCACCAAUCACAGUCUUUCUGACUGCUCCCCACUCAAUCUCCAAGUCAUCAAGCCCUCCAGUGUGCCCACACCCACCAUUGUGAGCAGCUCCGGUGCCUUGACCUAUCACAGCUCCCCCUCCUCAUCCUACUCAGUUGGUACAUCCCCAGGCUCUGGAAAGAGAAAGCGUGUGAUGAACGAGGAGGACCUCCGGCUUCCUAUUGAGAUGGGUUGGCGACGAGAAACCAGAAUCAAAACGGUCGGAGGUCGUCUCCAGGGAGACGUAUCCUACUACGCCCCUUGCGGCAAGAGACUCCGACAGUACCCCGACGUGGUGAAGUAUCUAUCCAGAAAUGGAAUAAGUGACAUCACACGCGAUAAUUUUAGCUUCAGUGCAAAAAUCAGGGUUGGUGACUUCUAUGAAGCCAGAGAAGGACCUCAGGGUCUACAGUGGAGUCUUCUGAAAGAGGAGGAGGUCAUUCCUCGAAUCCUGGCCAUGGAGGGCCGGCGCGGGCGCCCCCCCAACUCGGAGCGUCAGCCGCGGGGGUCCAGCGAGGGCUCCGCCGGCAGGCGCAGGAAAGGCCGACCGCCCAACGUGGGCGAGACGGAGUUCCCCAGCCCCUCGGAGGCCAAGCUCUUGCGAAAACUGGAAGCGCAAGAAAUCGCUCGUCAGGCGGCUCAGAUGAAGCUGAUGAGGAGGCUGGAGAAACAGGCGCUGGCCCGAGCAGCGAAGGAAGCCCGAAAACAGCAAGCCAUGCUGGCGGCUGAAGAGAGGCGUAAGCAGAAGGAGCAGAUUAAGAUCCUCAAACAGCAGGAGAAGAUAAAGCGAAUUCAGCAAAUCCGGAUGGAGAAGGAGCUCCGUGCCCAGCAGAUUCUGGAGGCUAAGAGGAAAAAGAGAGAGGAGGCUGCCAACGCCAAAAUCUUGGAGGCGGAAAAGCGCAUAAAGGAAAAAGAGAUGAGGCGACAACAGGCCAUCAUCCUGAAGCAUCAGGAGUUGGAGAGGCAUAGGCUAGAUAUGGUAUGGGAGAGAGAGAGACGGAGGCAACACGUGAUGCUGAUGAAAGCAGUCGAGGCUCGGAAAAAAGCUGAGGAGCGGGAACGCUUGAGGCAGGAGAAGAGGGAUGAGAAACGGCUUAACAAGGAACGGAAGCUGGAACUGCGGCGUCUGGAGCUGGAGAUGGCCCGCGAGAUGAAGAAGCCAAACGAAGACAUGUGUUUAACUGAUCACAAACCGUUACCGGAGUUCUCUCGGAUCCCCGGCCUGGUUCUCCCGGGCCAGGUCUUCUCGGACUGUCUGACGGUGGUGCAGUUCCUGCGCUCCUUCGGGAAGGUGCUGGGGAUGGAGCUCUCUGAGGUGCCCACUCUGGGAGUGCUGCAGGAGGGACUCCUCAACCUGGGGAACAGCAUGGGCCAAGUCCAGGACCUGCUAGUCCGCCUGCUCUCCUCCGUGGUGUCUGAUCCGGGACUGCCCCCCGGGCACCGGGCCAAGUCUAUCCUGGGGGACCAUCUGACUAACGUGGGACUGAACAGGGACAACGUGUCGGAGGUGCUGCAGCUCUACAUGGAGGCUCACUGUGCUCAGACGGAGCUGGGUGAGCUGGCGGAGAGUAUGAAGACCAAAGCCUUCCAGGCCCACACGCCCGCCCAGAAGGCCUCCAUCCUCGCCUUCCUCGUCAACGAACUGGCCUGCAGCAAGAGCGUGGUCAGUGAGAUUGACAAAAGCCUGGAUCACAUGACCGUUCUCAGACGAGAUGAAGGCGCAGUGGAAGUCAAGCUCAAGAAGCUGAAGACAAUCCACGCCAAGCGGACGGGCAGACGCGAGGCCAGCGCUGGAGGGGAGGAGCCGCUGGCUGCAGGGACGCCCACCGCCGGCCACAAACGCAAGAGAAAAGGCGGAGACAGCGACGAAGACGAGGAUGAGGAGGAGGACAGUGACGAGCAGGGAGAAGACGAUGAAGAGGAGGAGGAGGAAGAAGGGAAGAAAGGGAAGAGGGUGGAGACGUGUGACGAGGAUGAAGGGGACCAAGCAACCAGUAUAGAGGAGCUGGAGAAACAGAUUGAGAAGUUAUCAAAGCAGCAGAACCUGAUCAGACGGAAGCUGUUUGAGGCGUCUCACGCGUUACGCUCCACGAUGUACGGGCAGGACCGUUACCGACGGCGUUACUGGGUGCUGCCGCAGUGUGGCGGAGUCUUCAUCGAGGCCCUGGAGAGUGGAGACGGACCAGAGGAGCUGGAGAAGGAGAGGGAGAGGCUAAGGAACGCGGAGGCCAUUGUGAUCAAAGAGGAGCCACAGGAGGAGGUGCAGCCGGAGGUGCAAGCCCAAGUGAAGGAGGAGGCCCAAGAGGAGGUGAAGGAGGAGGAGGCCAAGCCUGACCAGGAGCUGAGCCGUGAUGAAGGUGUUUGCGCCUCCCCUCCUCCGCCGGAGGGGCUCCAGCAGGAAGAUUCCGAGCAGCCAGAGCCCCUCACUAAACCCAGCCCGGUCCCAGAGGAACCCGCUCAGAUGGUCACCGAGGCCCCUGAUGGCUGCCCGGCAACUGUUACCGUGGCAACAGCUGGCUCACCUCCUCUCUACACUACCUCCCAGCCGGUGAUUCCUGGCGCAGACUCAAGCCCUUGCCCGGAACCUGUCGCCGUCGCCGCCGCCGCGCCCACAAUAAACCCGCCCAUCGCUCCUCCUGCUCUUCUCAGCAGCCCCGCCCCCCUCCAGCAAACCCCAGGCCUGUUACCCAAUGACCAGCUGCUGCGGGUGCUGACGGAGAGGAGCGGCCACUGGUUCAGCCUGUUACCCCGUUCACCCUGCGACGACUCAUCCCUGACCACUCCCUCUGUCAGUCAGCAGGGCUCCGCCCCCGCGCCCCGCCCUAAAUCCCCAACAGUCUCUGCACCUCAUCCCUCUUCUGUUAGCCCACUCAACGCCAUGGCCACAGGAAACAGUAACCUCACAAUGUCACCUCCACAGGUGAAACCAGUCGCUUCACUGAUGGGUUUGCCCAUGUGUGGAUGGUCGGUUGGGGUGGUGAGCCCCAACGUGCCCCACUGUAGCAGCCCAGUGCCCGUCUACCCGUCAGCCGAGGGCAGCGCCAGCCCCCUGCUGGCUCCCAGUGUCUCCACCAGCAAGAGCGGCUCUCCGGUGCCCCUCGGAGAGAAGCUCCAGUCUGCGUCCUCGCCCGCCAUAGAAAUGCCCAGGAACCAGGACCAUCCGGUACCGCAGCCCAUUCCAGAGGACAUGCUGACAGGCUGGUGGAAGGUGUGUGACAUGGAGGAGCUGCGUUCUCUGAUGUCCUCCCUCCACAGUCGGGGAAUCAGAGAACGAGCACUGCAGAAACAGAUCCAGAAAAACAUGGAGCUUAUCGCCCAGACCUGCUCCAAGAAUAGAGACGUGGCGGUCAUGGAGGUGUCAGAACUGGACGAGGGCCAGGUUUCUGUGGAAACGCUGCAGGAGUGGUGUGUGGAGGAGCAGGCCAUGGAGACGGACAUCGCUCUGCUCCAGCAGGUGGAGGAACUGGAGAGGAAGGUCACGUCUGCCAGUCUACAAGUCAAGGGUUGGAUGUAUCCCGAACCCCAGUCCGAAAGGGAGGACCUGAUAUACCACGAACACAAGCCCCUCCCCAAGCACCGCCCGGGGGCGGAGCCGCAGCCGCAGGAAGAGCGGGGUUCCGACCGGGGCAUGACGCGCCACCCGAGCAACCCGUUGGACAUAGCGGUGACGCGGCUGGCAGAGCUGGAGCGCAACAUUGAAAGAAGGUACCUGAGGAGCCCCUUAGGGAGCACCAUCCAGAUCAGGCUGGAUAAUGUGGGUACAGUCACUGUCCCCGCCCCCGCUCCAUCCGCUAGCGCAGGCGGGGAAGGGGGAGAGGAGGAGAUCGCUCCCGGGAUGAAGGUGUGGAGGAAGGCUCUGUGCGAGGUGCGUAACUCCUCCCAGCUGGCCAUGUGUCUACAGCAGCUCCAGAAGUCCAUCGCCUGGGAGAGAUCCAUCAUGAAAGUCUAUUGCCAGAUUUGCCGUAAAGGAGAUAACGAGGAUCUGCUCCUGCUGUGUGACGGCUGCGAUAAAGGCUGCCACACCUACUGCCACAAACCCAAGAUUAACACCAUACCCGAGGGCGACUGGUACUGCCCUGCCUGCAUCUCCAAGGCAAGUGGUCAGUCUCCCAAGAACAAGAAACCCCAGAACCGUGUGUCAGGCGGCACAGGUAAGAAGGCGACCGACUCGGCCAAGCGGAACAGGAAGCCGUCAGAGAUGUCUGAGGAAGAUGGGGCGGCAGCAGGAGCGGGGGCAGCGGCGGCGGCCAGCACCAGCAGCACCACCCCAAAGAAAGCACCGCCCAAGGAGUCCAAGAAGAACACGCCCACAACCACGCCUAAACAGGACAACCAAGGCCAGUGUGUGAAGAGAGCCAAGACGGCCAAGGACAACAACAGGGACCUGGGCCUCUGCAGGAUUCUCCUGGCUGAGUUAGAGCGCCAUCAGGACGCCUGGCCCUUCCUCACGCCCGUGAACCUCAAGUCGGUCCCCGGAUACCGCAAGAUCAUCAAGAAGCCCAUGGACUUCUCCACCAUCCGAGAGAAGCUCGUUAGCAGCCAGUACCAGAACUUGGAAACUUUCAUCAUCGACGUCAACCUGGUGUUCGACAACUGCGAGAAGUUUAACGAGGACAACUCCGACAUCGGCCGGGCGGGGCACAACAUGAGAAAGUUUUUCGAGAAGAGGUGGACGGAGCUUCUGAAACAAACAAACUGAGCUGUUGGGAGACACUGCGCUCAGGAUCUCCAAGACGACUCGACAUUUCAAAAAAAAAAACUACAGAGAGAAAAUUUCACAUCCGGAAAUGACCAGAGAGCAUCUAGCUAGAACCGACAAGUCAGUUAUUUUUUUCCCUUUUUU
Molecule: messenger RNA, 7383 nt
Organism: Chanos chanos (milkfish)
Lineage: Eukaryota; Metazoa; Chordata; Actinopteri; Gonorynchiformes; Chanidae
Gene: baz2ba
Product: bromodomain adjacent to zinc finger domain, 2Ba
Exons: 38
Coding region: 178-7239 (2353 amino acids)
Cellular component (GO): chromatin
Molecular function (GO): protein binding; DNA binding
Source: RefSeq, a predicted model, not a curated record